CGCAGCCCCGUCCCUCCGCCGUGCGCCGCCCCGGGGGCGGUGCUGGCGAGACCCUGCGGCCCCGAGCCCAGCUUAGCGCGGGGUGGGUCGAGGGGGCGGCGGCGGCAGCAGCAGCAGCAGCUCUGGUGCCCGUGAAGUUUGAGUGACCGUGCUGCGAUCGGGAGCUCGACUCAAGCCUUGACCACCAAAGAGGCUGGGCGGCCCGACUUACGGACGCCCGCGGGCCCGCGGCCACCUUCUCGCGUCCUCUUGCCUGGAAAAUUGUUUAAGCUCUUAAGAUGUCAUCUGUCAAGCACCUAGUUUAUGCAGUUAUUCGUUUCUUAAGGGAUCAAAGUCAGAUGGAUUCUUAUAGUUCGGAUGAACAAGAAAGUUUGGAAGUUGCAAUUCAGUGCUUGGAGACAGUAUUUAAAAUCAGCUCAGAAGAUACACACCUAGCAGUUUCACAGCCUUUGACAGAAAUGUUCACCAAUUCUUUCUGUAAGAAUGAUAUUCUACCACUCUCAAACUCAGUGCCUGAUGAUGUGGGGAAAGCUGACCAAUUAAAAGAUGAAGGCAACAACCACAUGAAAGAAGAAAAUUAUGCAGCUGCAGUGGAUUGUUACACACAGGCCAUAGAACUGGAUCCCAAUAAUGCAGUUUAUUUCUGUAACAGGGCUGCUGCUCAAAGUAAAUUAGGUCACUACACAGAUGCAAUAAAGGAUUGUGAAAAAGCAAUAGCAAUUGACUCAAAAUACAGCAAGGCCUAUGGGCGAAUGGGUUUGGCCCUCACAGCUAUGAAUAAAUUCGAAGAAGCAGUUACAAGUUAUCAGAAGGCAUUAGAUCUUGAUCCUGAAAAUGAUUCCUAUAAAUCAAAUUUGAAAAUAGCAGAACAAAAGUUAAGAGAGGUAUCAAGUCCUACAGGAACUGGAUUAAGCUUUGACAUGGCUAGUUUAAUAAAUAACCCAGCUUUCAUUAGUAUGGCAGCAAGUUUAAUGCAGAAUCCUCAAGUUCAGCAACUAAUGUCUGGAAUGAUGACAAAUGCCAUUGGGGGGCCUGCGGCUGGAGUCGGGGGCCUAACUGACCUGUCCAGUCUCAUCCAAGCGGGACAGCAGUUUGCUCAGCAGAUACAGCAGCAGAAUCCAGAACUUAUUGAGCAACUAAGAAAUCAUAUCCGGAGCAGAACCUUCAGCAGCAGUACUGAAGAACAUUCCUGAUUUGGGUCUGGACACCCUACACAGAAUACAGUUGGUUUAUAGCACUGAAGUAUUUGCUGUAGAUAGUGGCCAAAACAAACAAAAACUAAAGAGAAAAUCUGUUUAGAUAAUAGGUUUAUCACAAACAGACUCAACAUAACAUGACUUCUUUGUAAAUGACCAGUAGCCUUGAUAAGUGCCCAAAUAGCACCAGACGGGCUUCCAUUUCCAAACUUUUGUCAUCAUAUUUGUAUAUUAGACUAAUAGCAGAGUAUAUUUAUUGAACAGUAAAGUGAGUGUUCUUAGCUCCAGAUUUCCCUAAGCAAACUUCUUUGAACUGUGGACGUGGCCAGGAAGAAAGACAUAGGUGGACAAAUUUACUUGCCUUGAGCAGCAAGUUCAGAGAGAAGAAAUUUGUCAUUUAGGUUUUAGUUAGAUGUGAUAGAAUUAUCAGUAAGGAAUAUCUAUGAGGGGCCAAUACCAUCUUUAGUGAUACUUGUUAAGAUGGUUCUUGGGAAUCUCAGAGCUGAUGAGGGCAGAAUUUGGUGCAAGGGGUGUUUUUGAAAAGAAUAGAUGCUGUGAAUGUAUAGAAAUGAAGUAGGUAGUAUGCUCAGGCUUUCUGCAUAGUUCUUUACUAAUCUUGCCUGCAGUUUGGUUAUUGAUAACAUUAGCAUGGCUAAUUAUGCUAAGUACAUAAUAAAAUACAUUUAGAAAUCCUUAAUGGUAUUGGUUAGUCAGUUGAGUAACUGUUCAAUUUAGCGAAUACAAUUUUCCCAGUGGUGAUCUUACUAUGGAGACUCGCAAAUAUGCCUACAUUUAAAUAAACCACUGUUAGGCCCUAAUUAAGGAUUUCCUAAGUGGCAUUUAAUUAUGUUCCCAUGAAUUCUAAUUUUUUGAAACUUAUUUGUGUGAAUUACAUAAGGCCUCUAUCACUAACAAUGCUUGUUCAUGUAAUCUUCUGCACUACUUGGCUUGGCUUGUCACUUUUAUGCUUAACUCUUAAUUUGAUGCAGUUUACAACAUGGGAUUAGAAAUAUUUUCAAAUUAGGUAUUAUAUUAGUGGAGAGAGGUGGCAUUAGAUACUAGUAGAUGGUUCUAACUAUAGUGUAGAUGAGACCAUUUUAAUUCCAAAUUGAGUUUCUUUCUUAAUUAUGAAAUUGGUAAAGUUGGGCAAACAUGUAAAGAUUUUACAACUACUGUGUGGAAAAAUUAAAAAAAAGAAAGUUACAUAAAGUUAAAUUAGUAAUACUGAUGAUCAGGGUCCUGCUAUAAUUGUUCUCAAAAGAUGAACAACUUCAUAUCUUCAAGUUUAAAGACCAGUUUCUCCUUUAUGAGAUUAUAAUAGCAGUUCUUUGGGGAAUUUGUUACAAAAUAUAAAAACCUACAAUUUUUAUUUAGUAGGACUUAUAACAAGGCCUAGAAAUCACCACUUUAUAGAGCACUAACGGUGAUUUUGAUGUAGGUUCAAUGACUAAUUUAGAACAACACUAAUUACAUUUGUCCUCAGAUCUAAAAAAAAAUCUAGGCGCAGUCUGUAUGCAUGAGAAUUAAAUCUUAGGCUCUCUUCAUUAAAUUUCCUACAUUCCCUUAAUUUAAACUCACCAACAUUUUCACUAAGUUAAAUUUAGUUGCUAGUGUGUAAGUAUUGUAGAGAAUGAUGGCUGUGAAGAACAGGAAAAAAAAUAGCAAAGUUAAUCCUUAAUUAAAAAUAGUCACUCUUAUCCAUUGUUGAGUUAGAAUAAGUUUCUAGGCUAAUUAUCUUGAGUGCAUUAACAACACUUUCAAUCAACAACAACAACAGAAACAUUAAGCCUCUAGCAGACUGACUAGGCAAACAGAAAAUACAACUCACCAGCUUCAGAAGUCCCAUGAUUAUCACUGUAUCCCUUGUAGAUAUUAAAGGAAUAAUUAAACACUAAGACCACUUCCAGAUCUGUAUAUUUUUAAUAUCUUAGAAAAGACACAUUCCUUGGGACCAUAGAGAUAGUACAGUCAGUAGGGUGCUUGCCUUUCACACAACCAGCCUGGGAUCAGUCCCGGAGGGGCCUGGCCAGGAGUGAUUCCUGAGCAGAGCCAGGAGUUAAGCCCUGAGCAUCACUGGGUGUGACCCCCAAACAAAAAAAGACACAUUCCUUAAGAUACAAACUUACCAAGGCUCACUGAAGAACUAGAUAUCUCCAGAAAACUAUGUUUAGAGAACUUUUAAUGCUGAAUUUGAGCACACACUUAAAAGGGAGAAAUAGUAGCAACUCAAUACAAUCUCUUUUAGGAAACAAAAGAGGCAGCACUUCCCAACUCAGUUAGGCCUUUCUCUGUAGCCAAAAUCCAAGAAUUAUGAGAAAUGAUGCGUGAAUUACGAUGUUUUGAUUUUACAGUUAAAAAUUUCUUCUAUUUCACCUUUCUUUCUCUUCUGUUUCACCUUUGUUUCUCUGCUAAUAUACCAUCCAUAACCAAUUUAGGUGAUUGCUGUUCACUUACCUGAACUUACAUUCUUGUCAAAUCCUUUUAGCCCAAGAAUCUCUGCCACUUGGAAUGACUGCUUUGUAAACUUUUUUUUUUAGGAUUUGUUUGGUUGACUGUGCUAGUAAAAUUAUAAAAUUAUAAGGUAUGCUCCAAACACUGACUUGAAACAUUGUCUGAUAAAGUCUAAGUAAAGAAAUAAGAAGGCAUCAAAGUAAAUACAUAUAGACAUAUAUAUUCCAUUUAGAAAUGACUGACUUCCAAGAAUCACAUUUCACUGUAGUAGCUAUAGCUGUUGUGCUAUGUAAAACUUAAAAUGUCCUCUUUAUCCUAAUGACAUUCAAUGUACUAAAUUGUUCAUAAUUUAUAUAAUAUGGUUUAUUUCUAAUAUCAUUUCUAAGAUGGCAUAUCUAACCUUUUGAAAGUAUGAGUAACAUGUGUCUAGAUUAUAACUUAGAUAACUUGUAAUUAAACUAGCAGAUUCUAAGUGAUUACUAUAUAUAUGUUACAUUUAAAUUUGGGCCAAAGAGACAGUACAUGGAUAGGGUGCUUGCCUUGCAGGUGGCUAACCUAAGUUCGAUCCCUAGCACCACAUAUGGUCCCCAAGUCUUAUCCAGAGUGAUCCCUGAGUACAAAGAACCUGACAGUGUGUGGCCCAAAAACAAACAAAUUUCAAAUAGUGAAACAGAGUUUCAGUCAUGAGAAUAUACUUGAAAAAUAAUCACAAUGUAGAGCAGUGACAAUGUCUUCACCAAUUGAUCUAAAUAACUAUGGGAAGAAAGGCAGAUUUCGGUUUUAUAGUUUGCACUUUAUUUUUCAUAGGCAUUUCAUUAAUUAUUACUCCAAUUUAAGGGGCAAAUCUCAUUUGGAUUAUAGCUUUUAUUCUGGGUCAAAUAAUUUGUCAUGGCAAUAAAUAAUUAUGUAUUUGAGGAAAAAACAUUUUUGUAUUUGACUUAAUGCACUCAUAUACUUAUGGGAUUAUAUAUAUAUAUAUCUAUACAUAUGUAUUUUUUUAAAUUUCAAAUAAUCAAAAUGAGUUUUAGCAGCUUGAGUUUUAGUUUUCCUGACAAAAUAUUGAAGCUUUUAUUACAUUCGUGUUGCAAAGUGCUUACAAACUUAAUUUUCUUAUUUUAACUUGGUUCCUGACUUAAUAAGUGUGAUUACACACAGAGAAAAUUUUAUGAUAUUAAUAAAUGAUUUAGAGUUCAAAUUAAUCAUCAGGAACUAGAAAUCCUUUAAAUAUGUCUAUAAGUCUACUUUCCAAUGGAAAAAAACAAGACAUUUUGGCUGAGAAUUGGUAAAUUGUAAGACUUUGUUGUCAAGAGAAAUAAAUAACCUAAGAAAUGAA
This is a messenger RNA of Sorex araneus (European shrew), 4980 nucleotides long. It is a transcript of the gene SGTB, whose product is annotated as small glutamine rich tetratricopeptide repeat co-chaperone beta. Lineage: Eukaryota; Metazoa; Chordata; Mammalia; Eulipotyphla; Soricidae. Gene Ontology annotation, biological process: post-translational protein targeting to endoplasmic reticulum membrane. The transcript is spliced from 11 exons. Gene Ontology annotation, cellular component: TRC complex; membrane. The record is from RefSeq and is a predicted model, not a curated record. Gene Ontology annotation, molecular function: protein binding; molecular adaptor activity. Bases 279 to 1193 code for a protein of 304 amino acids.